Molecule: messenger RNA, 4097 nt
Organism: Xenopus tropicalis (tropical clawed frog)
Lineage: Eukaryota; Metazoa; Chordata; Amphibia; Anura; Pipidae
Gene: dhx9
Product: DEAH-box helicase 9
Exons: 28
Coding region: 127-3900 (1257 amino acids)
Cellular component (GO): centrosome; nucleolus; nucleoplasm
Molecular function (GO): double-stranded RNA binding; RNA binding; 3'-5' DNA/RNA helicase activity
Source: RefSeq, a predicted model, not a curated record
UUGGCGCAUGUUGUCGCAUAUUAUUACGUGGAACAACUGCGCGUCCAUUUUCUCCCAGGCAAGUGCUGUAUUGUCCAUCUACAUUUCGGUGCCGGGAGGGAGGUACAGCACUGCUGACAUUACAUCAUGGCUGAUAUCAAGAACUUUUUAUAUGCCUGGUGUGGCAAGAAGAAACUAACCCCAAACUAUGAGAUCCGUGCAGCAGGAAACAAAAUGCGUCAAAAGUUCAUGUGUGAGGUCCGAGUUGAUGGCUUUAACUAUACUGGCAUGGGUAACUCCACCAACAAAAAGGAUGCUCAGACCAAUGCAGCCCGGGAUUUUGUUAACUACCUAGUUCGAGUUAAGGAGAUGAAAAGCGAUGAAGUGCCGUCACUAGGGGCUGAACAGGGUGAUUCAAUAGAUGGAGCACCUGUUAAAUCUGAAGGAUUUUCUGGUCCCACUGGGGGUCCAUUGCCUCCCCACUUGAGCUUGCAGGCUGAAACCAGUGAUGCUGCACCUAUGAGGGCCAAUACAGGCUGUAACCCUCCUGCUUAUGGUGGAGGUGCCCAAUGGGAACGUGGAGCUAAUCUGAAAGAUUAUUAUGCUAAGAGGGAUGAACAGGAGGCUCAGGCUACUCUAGAAUCUGAAGAAGUUGAUUUGAAUGCUGGCUUGCAUGGAAACUGGACCCUUGAAAAUGCAAAGGCACGUCUCAAUCAAUUCUUCCAGAAAGAGAAGACACAAGGGGAAUACAAGUAUUCACAAGUGGGGCCUGAUCACAACAGGAGCUUUAUUGCAGAAAUGACCCUGUAUGUUAAGCAGCUUGGAAGAAGAAUCACGGCAAGAGAACAUGGAUCUAAUAAGAAAUUGGCGGCACAAUCUUGUGCCCUUUCAAUUGUCCGUCAGCUGUAUCAUCUAAGUGUAAUUGAACCAUACUCAGGACUGACAAAGAAAAAGGAAGGGGAGGCUGUGGAACCUUAUCAAGUGAACUUAAAUCCUGAUGUGGUGAAACAGCUGCAGAGUACUAUUCAGGAGCUAGGAAUUGAGUUACCAUAUCCACCCCAGGAUCCUAGCCAACCUGUGUCCCUUAAUUUGGGAAAACUGGUACACUUUGAGCCUUCACAGAAGCAGAGUCACUCUGGUGUGGUGCCAUGGUCUCCCCCACAGGAAAACUGGAACCCAUGGACAAGCAGCAACAUUGAUGAAGGACCUCUGGCAUUUGCUCCCCAGGAGCAGAUCAGUGCAGAAUUAAAGAAUGAACACAUGUAUCACAUGCAAGAUCCUAACAUGAAACAGGUCUUGAUUGAUCGAGAGUCUCUUCCUGUUAAGAAAUUUGAGGAGGAAAUAAUGCAUGCUGUGCAUAACAGCCCUGUUGUAAUCAUCCGUGGAGCAACAGGCUGUGGUAAAACUACACAGGUCCCACAAUACAUUCUGGAUGAAUGUAUUCGCAAUGAUCGUGCAGCGCAGUGUAAUAUUGUGGUUACACAGCCUAGAAGGAUCAGUGCAGUAUCUGUUGCAGAACGUGUUGCUUUUGAAAGAGGGGAAGAGAUUGGAAAAAGCUGUGGCUACAGUGUGCGUUUUGAAUCUGUUCUUCCCCGUCCGCAUGCCAGUAUGCUUUUCUGCACUGUGGGAGUCCUUUUGAGGAAACUGGAGGCUGGGAUAAGAGGAAUUAGCCAUGUGAUUGUGGAUGAAAUUCAUGAGCGUGACAUUAAUACUGAUUUUCUUCUGGUGGUACUUCGUGAUGUGAUUCAGGCUUUCCCAGAUAUCCGUGUUAUACUCAUGUCUGCUACUAUUGACACUAGCAUGUUCUGUGAAUAUUUCUUUAACUGCCCAAUCAUUGAGGUUUUUGGCCGAACAUUUCCUGUACAAGAAUACUUCCUAGAAGACUGCAUACAGAUGACUCAGUUCAUACCACCUCCAAGGGAUAAGAAGAAAAAGGAUAAGGAUGAGGAAGGAGGAGACGAUGAAGAGACAAAUUGUAACCUUGUGUGUGGGGAUGAUUAUGGUCCUGAAACUCGACGUUCAAUGUCUCAACUCAGCGAAAAGGAGACUCCCUUGGAACUCAUUGAAGCUCUGCUUAAAUAUAUUGAAACCUUGAAUGUCCCAGGGGCUGUACUUGUCUUUUUGCCAGGCUGGAAUCUUAUCUAUGCCAUGCAGAAACAUUUGGAGAUGAACCCACACUUCGGAAGCCACAGUUACUGCAUCCUACCCCUGCACUCACAGAUCCCCCGAGACGAACAGCGCAAAGUGUUUGACCCAGUACCUGAUGGGAUCAUCAAGGUUAUAUUGUCAACUAAUAUCGCAGAGACCAGCAUUACUAUAAACGAUGUAGUGUAUGUCAUAGACUCUUGCAAACAGAAGGUAAAGCUAUUUACAUCACACAACAACAUGACAAACUAUGCAACGGUCUGGGCUUCAAAAACCAAUCUGGAGCAGCGCAAAGGGAGAGCAGGACGUGUGAGACCUGGUUUCUGCUUCCAUUUAUGUAGCAGAGCACGCUUUGAGCGAUUGGAAACUCACCUUACUCCAGAGAUAUUCCGUACUCCACUGCACGAGGUGGCUUUGAGCAUUAAACUUCUUCGUUUGGGCGGCAUUGGGCAGUUCUUGUCUAAAGCUAUAGAGCCUCCCCCCUUGGAUGCAGUUAUAGAAGCUGAGCAUACCCUACGAGAGCUGGAUGCACUGGACUCCAAUGAUGAGUUAACUCCACUAGGAAGAAUAUUGGCUAAAUUGCCCAUUGAACCACGGCUAGGAAAGAUGAUGAUUAUGGGAUGCAUCUUCUAUGUUGGUGAUGCACUCUGUACAAUUUCUGCCGCCACCUGUUUCCCUGAGCCUUUUAUUAGUGAGGGCCGAAGGUUGGGAUACGUUCAUAGGAACUUUGCCGGAAACCGGUUUUCUGACCACGUGGCUUUGUUAUCCGUUUUCCAGGCCUGGGAUGAUGCAAGGAUGGGAGGAGAAGAAGCAGAAACUCGAUUCUGUGAGCACAAACGUCUUAACAUGGCUACGCUUCGAAUGACUUGGGAGGCAAAAGUGCAGCUCAAAGAGAUUCUUGUAAAUUCUGGUUUCCCAGAAGAAUGUCUGAUGACUCAAGUUUUUAACAACACUGGGCCAGACAAUAACCUGGAUGUGGUGAUUUCUUUGCUGGCCUUUGGUGUUUACCCCAAUGUUUGCUACCACAAAGAGAAGCGCAAAAUUCUUACUACAGAAGGCAGAAAUGCUCUGAUUCACAAGUCAUCUGUCAAUUGUCCCUUCAGCAACCAAGACCUGAAGUAUCCAUCCCCAUUCUUCGUCUUUAGUGAAAAGAUCCGCACUAGAGCAAUAUCUGCAAAAGGUAUGACCAUGGUGAGUCCUUUGCAACUGCUCCUUUUUGCCUCCAAGAAAGUCAUGUCCGAUGGGGAGUUUAUACUCUUGGAUGACUGGAUCAGACUUUCAUUGCCACAUGACGAGUCUGCCUGUAUCACUGCAUUAAGGGCUGCACUGGAGGCUCUUGUUGUAGAAGUCACAAAAGAACCCGAAAUUUUGUCACAGUUGGAUCCAGUAAAUGAAAAGAUGUUGAAUAUGAUUCGCCUGAUAUCUAAACCUUCCACUGCCGGAAUAAGCCUUGUGAUGGGAAAUUCCAGAUUUGGAGAUGGGCCUCGACCACCUAAAAUGGCUCGUUUUGAUAGUGGUUUCCAAGGUAACAGAGGAAGAGGCUACCAUGGUGGUUAUAACUCAGGUGGUGGUGGUUUCAGAGGUUCUGGCUAUCAAGGAUUUAGAGGAGGCAGGGGUGGCGGUGGCCCUUGGGGUGGCUACCAAGGUGGUGGCUUUAGAGGAAACUACAGGGGAGGAAAUCAAGGUGGCGGAUUCAGAGGUGGCUACCAAAGUCGAGGUGGCGGUGGAUAUGGAGGUAACUACCAAGGAAGAGGAGGAUUCAGAGGUGGAUUUUAAGGACUUUUUUUUUAUUCCAUUUUUUUUUUUUUUUUUAAAUAUAUUUGUCUCUGUGCAGGAUUAUGUGCAUGCUGCUGCUUAUGAAGUUAAUAUGGCAGUACUUUGUACAAAUAAAAGAAACAAGGGAAAUGUUUAUUAAACUGUCUAAAGUUGUAGCUCUGUAUAUGUGACCUAAAUAAAACAUUUUAAAAAUCUUG